Messenger RNA from Daktulosphaira vitifoliae (grape phylloxera), 3515 nucleotides. Its product is annotated as recQ-like DNA helicase Blm. NCBI's taxonomy places the organism in Eukaryota, Metazoa, Arthropoda, Insecta, Hemiptera, Phylloxeridae. The transcript is spliced from 19 exons. Bases 89 to 3418 code for a protein of 1109 amino acids. Gene Ontology annotation, cellular component: cytoplasm; nucleus; chromosome. The record is from RefSeq and is a predicted model, not a curated record. Gene Ontology annotation, molecular function: ATP binding; 3'-5' DNA helicase activity; nucleic acid binding. Gene Ontology annotation, biological process: double-strand break repair via homologous recombination; DNA replication.
CAGAUACUACAAAUAAUUUUUGUGUGUUAGUCAAAUUAUUUUUAAGUUUGUAUCUAUUAAUUUUAUUGUGUUGUAAAAUCAGUGCAUUAUGGAUUUUCAAUUGAAAAAACCUAGUUUGUUACUAAUACGACUAGGACAAGUAGAAAAUAGUACUUCUGUCAAUCAGAGUCAAAUGUCUUUAACUCAUAAUCCUAAAGCUAUUAUAGAAGAAAAUAAUAUAGUUAAUAAAGAAAUAUGUCAAAAAACAACACAUACCAAGAUAGAAAAUGAAGAAUUAUUAAACAAAAAUCAUCUGGAAAAAAAUGGAAAUUUUUCAUUAAAAGAUUUACAUUGUUCAAGCACUCUUAAUCAGGUAGAUAAAGUUAAUGAAGAUAACUUUAAUGUUUUACUCGGUGAUAACAGAGGGAUUGAUAGUGCUUUUAAAAUUAAUGAUAGAGGCUUAUUGAGCAAAAUUUAUAACGAAAAGUCAUGUGUCACAAAUAAUAUCACAACUAUAAAUAAAAAAAUUGCACAUCUUAAAACUGAUAUUUCAAAUUUAGAAAAAAUUGACUAUGAUAUAUUAGAAAAAGUAUUCAAUAUUUUUACAAAUUUACCAGAAAGUAUAGCUAUUAAUAUUCCUGGACUUCGAGAUGCAACAUCAAUAUCACGAAUUAAAAAAAUUCGUCAGAAAAUAAAAAAUAAAUUAAAUAGUGCAAAAAUUCAAUUAAAAAAACAACUAGAAAAUUCUAAGUUGAUUGGUCAAAAUUAUUCUACUACUAUAACAGCUACAUUAAAUGAGAAACAAAAACAUAAUUUAGAUAGUAAUAUUAUUCUACCUGUAGAGUUUACUACAAACCAAAUAAUUGAAUCAGAAUGUAUGAUUGAUAAAUUAAUAUCAUCAAAUUUAAAAUUAAAAGAAAUAAAUAAACAUAGUUCAAUAACAGUUGAUUCAACAACUAAUCUAUCUAACUUUAUUCAAGGAAAAAAUGUUGAUUUGUAUCUUUCUGAUUCUGAAAAAAACAUAAACAUCAAUAAAGAAACAAAUUCAUUGAGAGAAAAGAAACUUUUUGCUGAAGACAAUGUUUUAAAAAAUACGUGUAGACUAUCAACUAGAAAUAUUGAGCAUCAGUAUUUGAAAAAAGAAUUAUCAUCUAUUGAAUUUAACAGAACAGAUUAUGAACAUUCAUCUAAAUUAAAAAUGGUUUUCAAAAAAACAUUUGGCCUUCACACUUUUCGUGUUAAUCAACUUAAUGCUAUGAAUGCAGCAAUGCUUGGACAUGAUUGCUUCAUAUUAAUGCCAACUGGAGGUGGUAAAUCAUUAUGUUACCAAUUACCUGCUGUUAUAUCCAAUGGUCUUACUAUUGUUAUAUCUCCACUCAAGUCCUUAAUUUUAGAUCAAACUCAGAAAUUGAAGUCAUUAGACAUACCAACAGCACAUUUAUUAAGUGAAAUUACAAUUGACGAAGAACAAACCAUUUUAUCAAAACUUAGUGUAGCUAAUCCAGAAUUAAAAUUGCUUUAUGUGACUCCUGAAAAAAUAGCAGCCAAUCGGAAACUUAUUGAAGUAUUAAAUCAUUUAUAUAGUAGAAACUUAUUGUCUCGUAUAGUUAUUGAUGAAGCUCAUUGUGUUUCUCAGUGGGGUCAUGAUUUUAGGCAAGAUUAUAAAAAAUUAGGGAUCUUCAAACAAUAUUACCCCAAUGUUCCUAUUAUGGCAUUAACAGCUACAGCCACUUUACGAGUUCGUGAAGACAUUUUACACCAAUUAAAUAUGCAAUAUACUAAGUGGUUUAUAUCCAGUUUUAAUCGGACUAAUCUCAUUUAUGAAGUUCAUGCCAAAACUGGUAAAUCUACUUUGAUAGAAAUAUGUCAAUUAAUAAGCUCUAAAUUCAGUUUCCAGUCUGGUAUAGUUUAUUGCUUAACCAAAAAAGAAUGUGAUGAUACAGCUACUAUGAUGGUUCAGUAUGGUAUAAAAGCUUCUAGUUAUCAUGCAGGUUUAAGUGAUAAAAAACGUAAAGAAAUUCAAAUUCAAUGGUCUUCAAAUAAAAUUAAAGUAGUUUGUGCUACUAUAGCUUUUGGAAUGGGUAUUGAUAAACCCAAUGUUCGUUUUGUAAUACAUUAUUCCUUACCUAAAUCUAUUGAAGGUUAUUACCAAGAAUCUGGAAGAGCUGGUAGAGAUGGAGAUAUAUCAUAUUGCUUAUUAUUUUAUAAUUAUUCAGAUAAACACAGAAUUCAGAAACUUAUUGAAAUGGGUCGUGGAGCUACAUAUGAAACAAAAAAAGUUCAUUUUCAAAAUCUAUAUAGAAUUGUAUCAUUUUGUGAGAAUAAAACUGAUUGCAGACGUGCCCUUCAGUUGAAUUAUUUUAAUGAAAAAUUCAAUCAAAAAGAUUGCAUUGCAAACAAAGAAACUGCUUGUGAUAAUUGUAGAAAUAAGAAUUCUACCAAACUUAUUGAUGUUACAAAAGAUGGUGUUACUAUGGUAAAACUAAUUGAGACAGUUAGUAAACAAAAGGGUCAUUUACCUACUAAUUUCACAUUUACAUAUUUUGUUGAUAUUUUUAAAGGAAACAAAAAUCCUAAAAUUUUGUCAUCUGGUCAUGAUCAACUCACCACUUUUGGAUUCUUUAAACAUUGGGAGAAACAAGACAUUGAACGUCUUUUGCAUAAAUUAAUUCUUGAAGGAUAUUUGCGAGAAGAAAUGGUAGCUUCUAAAUAUAAUAUUGUAAAUUCAUACAUUCAUGUUGGCAAUGAAGCAAAUAAUCUUAUUAAUGGACUUGUUAAUAUAAAUAUGGUGUUUAAUACCAGUAAAAUAACAGAAAUUCAAAUUAAAAAUAUUAAACAAACUACUGACAAUUCUCUUAUUAAAGAAAUCCAAGAAAAAUGCUGUCAGGAUCUUAUGGAUGUAUGUCGUGGUCUAGCAGCUUCAUUAAAUAUCAAUCUUAAUGCUGUGAUGUCUAUGCAAACAAUCCAUAUGAUGUCAAUAGUUCUACCUAGAAAUGAAGAAGAAAUGUUAAAUAUUGAAGGUGUGACUAAGUCAAACUUUGACAAAUUUGGCGAACCACUUUUAGAAAUAACAAAAAAAGCCGCAGAUGAAAAAUUAUCUGUAGAAAUUGCUGAAACAAUUGAGAAACAGCAACAAUUAGAUCAUGUUGAACAAAGUAAUAAUGAUCCAUGGAAUAGUUUUAAGGAUAGCAAUUUUUGUUCAAUCAUGACAGAUAAAAUGAUGGAAAGUAUGAAGCAUUCAAGAUGUAAAAGGAAAUCUAUAUUGUCUGGUAAUAGAAAAAAACGAUUUAAGAAAACUAAAAAGAAAAUUAAUAUGAAAAAUAAAAGUAAUAUUAGUAUGGCUAAAAUUCGAAAAACAGCUCUAAGUAUUAAUGCAAGAAUACGUCCUUCAACUACAAAACCAGGUUUUUUACCAAUUCCACAACCACAUGAUAAAUAACUUACAUUUAUUUAAAAAUUAUUAUGUAUUUAUUUAUUUAUUUUAUAAUAAUGUUUAGUAAUCAAUAGAAAAAAGAAAUAAAAAAUUACAAGUAGAA